Thalassophryne amazonica is the source of this 2591-nucleotide messenger RNA. RefSeq names its product major facilitator superfamily domain containing 4B (gene slc60a2b). Bases 221 to 2002 code for a protein of 593 amino acids. The transcript is spliced from 4 exons. The record is from RefSeq and is a predicted model, not a curated record. NCBI's taxonomy places the organism in Eukaryota, Metazoa, Chordata, Actinopteri, Batrachoidiformes, Batrachoididae.
GAGUGAGUCUCGGUCCCACUGACGAUCUUUGAUAUAUGGACGCUCCGCCGUUCUUCGCUGCCGUUUUCUGGCUCAGAGUCUGUAGAACCGUUCAAAUAAGAAGCGUAAAAGUCCGGUAGAUGUAAUUCGAGCUGCCCGCUGGCUGUUUUAAGCUCGUGGAGGUUUUAGUGACGGAGCAGCAUCGCCGGCAUUAAAGUGACAGGUCGCUCGCGGGAGUUCGAUGUCUUCCUCCGCCGUGAAGAAGAAGCAGGUCCGCUUCGCCCGAAUGGAGGACGACGACGACGAUAACGACAACGACGAGCUGGAGGAGGACACUCUGUUCGACAAGAGGAGGGACACCGGCCGAGGCCCGAAGAGUGCGCUGAGAGCGGCCAAGAGGACGCCGAAGACCGGCUGCGACAGCCGGGUGGACGUGCUCGGCGGAGGCGGGGGAGGAGGCUUCGGCCGCUGGAUGGUCACCGUCUCCCUGUGCGCAGCCUUCCUGGGCCUGGGGAUGAGUAUUUCUGUUCUGGGCCCAACGUUCGAGGACCUGGCUAACAAUGUGAAGAAAGACAUCAGCAACAUCUCCUACAUCUUUGUUGGUCGCUCAGGGGGGUACAUCGGCGGUUCCCUCAUUGGAGGGCUUCUCACCGACGUCAUGAACCCUCAUCUUCUGCUUGGUCUUUCUCUGAUGGUCACAGCAUUUGGAAUGUGUGCAGUCCCGUUCUGUGAGAACAGCGUUCUCCUCACUGUGCUCAUGUCCAGCAUCGGGAUGUCCAUGGGCGUUCUGGAUACAGGUGGGAACGUGGUGGUCCUGAACACGUGGGGCGAGCAGUCUGGACCGCACAUGCAGGCGCUGCACUUCAGUUUUGCAGCGGGCGCCUUUUUCAGUCCGAUUAUCGCCAAGCUGCUGUUUGCGUCCGAUUUUAACGCCACAAACAUCACAUCAUCUGUCAUGAAGCCACACGCCCCCCAAACCGGUGACUCCCACACACUCGUCCGCUACAUCCACAGCAGAACGGGCUCGCUGAAGUCCAUGUGGGCCUACAUUGUGAUUGGCAGCUUCCUCUUCCUCACUGCCUUCAUCUUCUUCAUCCUCUACAUGCGCAUCAGCGGCUCACGUGACAAAUCCCGCGCAUCAUCGGGGAAACCCCUCGUGGUCAAGUAUCACGCGCUGCUUGUUGUCCUUCAGUUCUUCUUCUACUUCGCCUACGUGGGUGCCGAGGUGGCCUACGGCUCCUUCAUCUUCACCUAUGCCAAAGACUACGCCCACAUGAAAGAGCACCAGGCAGCCGGCCUAAACUCGUUCUUCUGGGCAGUGUUUGCGGCGUUCCGGGGUUUGGCGAUAUUCUGUGCCACCUGCAUGUACCCGGGCACCAUGAUCGUCCUGAGUCUGAUCGGUUCUGUCGUGUCCUCGCUGGUGCUCUGCCUCUUCAGCUGGCACACGGUGGCGCUGUGGCUUGGCACCGGCCUCUACGGCGCCUCCAUGGCCACCACGUUCCCUAGUGGCAUCUCGUGGGUGGAGCAGUAUGCCACGGUGACGGGCCGCAUGGCUGCCAUUUUUGUUGUGGGUGCGGCAUUGGGGGAGAUGGUGCUGCCUGCAGUUCUCACCGUCCUUCACGGGAAGGUUCACAAUCACCCCGUGCUGAUGUACAUGUCCCUGGGCACUGCCAUUUUCACUGCGGUCCUUUUCCCGCUCAUGUACAAGUUGACCACACCUCCUGGGGAGCAGGGAAGGAAACCUCGUUCUAGGGGGCGAGCGGAUCCUGACGCUGAAGACCGCCAGGCGUUACUGGACUCAGCAGCCAAUGAAGAGGAGGAGGAGGCAGAUCGGUGGAACGAUGCAGACUUUGAGGUCAUCGAGAUGGACGACGCAGCGAGUGUAAUCAAUUCGCCCAAGAAGCCGAGGUCUCCGCCUGAUGUCAAGGCUCCCCCAGGAAGUCCUGCCGUCACCUCGCACAGACAGACGGACUCGCCCCAACGCACACUGCUGCUGCCUGUCAACAGGGAGAAAAGAGACUGAAGGAGCGCUGGCGCCCCCUAGCGUCACAUCUGUGCAGCUUUUUAUUUUCUGUGGCACAGACAAUAUGAUCUGGACACAUCACAUCCCAGUGGGUUAAAGGUCAACAGGAGGACAGGUUAAGAAUUCAGUGCCUUGCUCAUGGAGGCUGGUGGACUUGAUCCAGUUUGUCUUCUUUUCUGCCAAAAUGACUUUUUAAAGGUUUGUCCUGUAAAAGAAAGCAUGUUUUGAAUUGGGGGUUAUUGUUUGUUUUUUUGGGAGGUGAAUGGGGGCGGGGGCGUGUCCUGCACUUGUCAAUCAUCUGUCAUCACUGUGAUUUCUUUUUGGAUUUAAAACAAUUACUGAAGGAAACAUUAAUUCAUUGACUUUUUUAUUAUAAUCAAUCUCAAACCUCCACCCACAGAAAUAUCCAUUAAAAACAAAACACCUUCAUUUCUUACAUUUUUACAAACGCGCACUUCCUGCGCGCAGCUGGACGGGAACUGGUCCGGGUCUCUGUGGCGUCUGAUGGGUCUUUGCAAAGAAAACAUUCACACGGUGUAAUAACUCUGACAUAAAUUAUCAAAACACAGUAUUGCAACAGUCCCAGAUU